GUGUAGAAAAAUGGCAAAGAGAAUUGCAGAAAAGGAACUGACCGACAGAAACUGGGAUCAAGAAGAUGAAGCUGAGGAGGUGGGAACCUUCUCAGUGGCUAGCGAGGAAGUCCUGAAGAACAGAGCUAUUAAAAAAGCAAAGCGUCAAAAUGUUGGAUCAGAGCCUGAAAGUAGAGGAGCGUUUAAAGGUUUUAAAGGCUUUGUCUUGCCUUCUGGAAAAGAAGGAGGUGGCUUCAGCGGAUUUGGUAAUGGUGCAGGAAUAAAGCCUUUAGAAGGCCUGUCUAAUGGAAACAGUAGUAUCUUCAGUACUCCUUUCAGCAGUUUAAAGACAACAUCUGAAACAAAAUCUGCUUUUGGAUCCCCCAUGUCAAAUGGUCCAACUAUAACCACAUUUACUGAGAAGGCGGCUGCAAGCCCAAAAGCUAAUGGUGGCAGCCAACCAUCAUCAUCUGGCUACACUCAGAGUAAAGUCUGUAGCUCUAGUGUUUAUCACAAACAGCUAGCAGCUUUAAACUGUUCUGUGCGUGACUGGAUAGUUAAGCAUGUAAACACAAACCCGCUAUGUGAUCUGACACCUAUCUUUAGAGACUAUGAGAAGUAUUUAGCAACUAUUGAACAGCAACACGGAAACAGUAGCGAUAGUGGCUCUGAAAAUGAAAGCAACAAGACACCUGGCACACAGUCUGUUUCCACAUUUGGGAAUUCAAAGCUACAGCAAGGAUCAACUUUUCUAUUUAACAACAAAACUGAGGAUGCCUCUGACAAAAAAACCGAAGUUGCAUCAGAAAAAAGAGAGCCAUCGAUAGGAGCUACAUCAACUGUCUCAUUUAAUAUUGGCAAGAGUGGUCACAGUUCAGGUUUCAGUUCCUUUGGUUCAGGAACACGUAGUAGUUUCUCAUUUUCUCCUGGAAAUUCAGGUUUGUUUGGAAAAGAUGCAAAUCAGGCAAAGCCUGUCACUGCAGUAUCCACCAAUGCGUUGGAAGCUCAGACAGAAAGUGGGAACGGUGAUGAUAAAGGUGGAGAAGAGGAGGAGGAGGAGCCACCAAAAGUCAUUGUUAAUGAAAUAAAAGAGGACGAUGCUUUCUACUCAAAGAAAUGUAAACUGUUCUACAAAAAGGAUAAUGAAUUUAAAGAAAAAGGUGUAGGAACAUUACACUUAAAACCAGCAGGAAAUGAAAAAACUCAACUCCUAGUCCGAGCAGAUACCAAUUUAGGAAAUAUACUGUUGAAUGUUCUAAUUCCACCCAAGAUGCCAUGUACAAGAACCGGAAAAAACAAUGUUCUUAUAGUUUGUGUUCCUAAUCCACCAAUUGAUGAGAACAAUCCAACUGUUCCUGUCACUAUGUUAAUAAGGGUGAAAACAAGUGAGGAUGCAGAUGAAUUGCACAAAAUCUUACUCGAGAAGAAGGAGGCUUAAGUAUGUUGCAGUCAGUGAUUUGAGAAAUGAUUGCCAAACUGCUGCUGCUCUAUUUUUUUUUCCUUCCAUAUCUUCACUUGAACACUUAACUCUUUAUUCUGAUACUAAGAACUACUAUAGAAAUUCUGGAAAAAUCUGUGAGGAAAAAGUAAACUAGCUAAUAAAAGUUUUAAUAGAACAAGUUUUGGACUGUGCUCCCUCAUUUUUCAACGCUGAAAUGCAGGACCUCUUCUGGAUAAACUACAAUGACUUAAAUUAAAGCAUGUUUUUAACACUGGUCAAUUUGACUGAAUGGACUGAAAUCAGAGUAUAAAAUAUGGUACUAGAGAUUCCUCACGGACUACAGUGCAAUGCAACAGCCUCCUAUUUUAAGAGGAUAUUCAAAUUUAAUCGUUGAAACUGUUUCUGUACUCAAGAUUUUUAUUUUUAAUUGGUCUGUCAUUCUGGAGAGACUAAUUUUUCAAAGUGUCAAUAAUGACAAUGUACCCAAACAAUGAUGAUGUAUAUUGUACUGUUUUAACUCUUACAAACUUAUGUGAUUCUGGGCCUUGGAGACUGUAUCUCCAGCUAUUUAAUACAAAGUUAGCUUGCAUAGUCUUGUUGACAAUAGUGUUUCUUAGAGAAGAAAUGUCAGUUCUGUUCUUGUUCUUACUGUAGCAAGAAGCUAAUGAUGUGCAAUAGUAUAAGCAGACAACUGGAAGACUGUUUAUCUUGGACCACAACCACAGCUGGCUUUUACUGCCUUCUGCCAGGUCAGAGGCAAAUGUUCUAAUGUAUUCUUCCCUAAUCUGUUGGGCUAACACUGAAAUUCAGCAGAGGCAGAGGGUAUUUGUCUUGCUAGUUGCUAGUACUCGACUGAAGAUAGCUUUUUCACAGACAAAGUUCAGGAUUUUUCCAAAUCCUUGUACUCUCUCUGGCCAUUACCAAGAAUGCAUGCACAAAUGUACGUCAGUAAUUAUCUUUCCCAUGUGCUCGAACUACAGUGCAUUGCUGCACUACCUAAAGCAGUAGUUCACAGCUUUAGGAUGAGCUUUCUGUCACAAUGAGGGAGCACUUACUUAAUCUGUAACAGGUUUUAGUGGAGUUGAAAUAAACCACAUGGCAGUGAUUCACAGAGCCACAGAGCAGAACAUUGUUUUGUCCUAGGUUUCCAUCAGACCUCGUUCAGUUAGUUAAUCCUUUUCUUUUUCAAAUCUUGUCCUAGUUGGCUGGCAACUCUCAAAUAUUUUUCUGCUUCACUUCUAUCUCUGAGAACUAUCAGAGAGCUGGACACUGAUGUUCAAUUUGACCUCUGAUUUGUUACAGUGACCAGCUCCGGAGAUUUGAAAGAAACAUGCCACCCUGCUUCUGGCUAAUAAGGCACAGAGGGAAAAACCAAACAUUCACUAAUGCAGCAGCAUGAUGUAAUUCUCACAGGGGAUGAUACAAUCCAUAACAGUGGCAGCCUAUGGUGGGGAAAAAGGAGAAGCACCAUUUGAGUAGAUUUCUUCUAUCUGCUCUCCAUGAGGGAACAAAUGGCUGUCUUUAGUCCUACUUUACUGCACAAUUCAGGUUAAGGCCUUUCCCCCCUCCUUUCCCUCCCCCCCCAUUAACCACAAAGGAGAAAAACUUUACAGCAUCUACAGCCCUCCUGACCAAAGUUCAAAAACAAAGGCCUUUGUUCACAUUUCAGCUUCACUGAGAUCAUUGGAAUUGCAUUUUUAACACUCAAGUGCAAAGGGAGCAUAGAUACUGUUUCAAGUAUUGUUCUGUAAAUACAAAGUUGUGCCUUUUUUUUUUUUCUUGCACCCAGCUUAGUGUUUAACUGUUAAAAAUAAUUGACAUUACUUUCCUCAAUUUUGAUUUUUCCUAAACUGGAGGCCAAAAGCUGAAGGCUUUCGUGGUAACUGUGUAUGAAUGAAAACUAGAACUAUUGCCUGAAAGUUUAUUUAUAGGCUCAGGUGUAUCAUCCAAGGGCUCAGUAAAUCUUGCAUUUGUCUUUUGAUUGUAGUGUCUUAACCUGUCUCCACAAAGCAGCAUUUAUAGGUUAAACUGCUGGAUGGGGUGAGCAGAUUUUUGUUACACAUCUCACUUUAAGAGUAAUUCAGUACAGAUGAUUUCAGGGGUCUUAGUUGUAUGUUUAUUUCCUAAAUCUCAUGGGCUUAAAACUUACUGCAUAUCCACUGAAGCGAGGACCAAUUAAAACAGUUAGUUAAGAGACAAACUGAACUUCCUAGGUAUCCUUAAUGACUUACCUCCAAAGCGAGGCAGUUGUAGGCUUUUUUCACAUGUCUUUGGCCCAAUUCUAAAACUGCCUAAUGCAUCUUUGUUGUGUUUUUAAGGGUGGCCAUUCUGAGGGUGAGCACAGAAUCUAAGAAAAAGGUAAACAAGAGUAAUAGAAUACGCUGAUAUGCUGGAGAAGAGUAUUCAUGGUAGCAAGCAAUAUCCUGUUAGCUGUGGGAAAGACUAGUAAAGAUGGAACAUCAAAAUUCUUUAGCAGUGUACAUAUUUAUCAGUAAAGCCUAGGGAAAGGUAAUAGAAAUCUUGUGUUAAUUACAAUGUCAGAUAUCUGGCUUUAAAAACAUGGUUUUAAAAAUGGGAAAGAUUAACUGCAAAUGAGAGAUUUAAUCACCAUCAUUCUUAGUGACCCUGCAGUUAUCUGACUAUGACGCAGUAGAAGUCAAACAUUUCACUUGGUCUCCAAUUAUAAAGCCCAAUCCUUCUCAGUACUGUUAUUAAAACAAAUCUAUGAUGAAGCUUCAGUUUCUAUUUAACUAUUAAAAUAAAGUGAUAGUUUUAAAAAGUCAGGGAUCAUUGCAUAGAAAACUGAGUUAAAAGCAACUUAGCGGGGAGAACGGAAAUCAAUGUAUGCCUUCAUAACUAAGUGGCUACACAAGGAAGGACUUUGAUCAGAAUUCCUGCUCAAUGAGGCAUUCCUGUAUCAUGGUUAAUAUCAUGGUAGAUAUCAGACAGCUAAUGUUAAAAAUCUUAAGUUUCCUCCUGUAAUUUGAGUUAAUGCCUAGACUGUUAAAGCUGUACAUAGGUGUUGGAGUGUCUAAUAGAUGAUAUGCAUUCUUCCUUUUGUUGCAAUUUUGAAAUUUCAGCAGCUUGAAAGCCUUUUCCCUCCCACCUUUCUGCUCCUCCAAAAGAAGAAAGUGAAGAUCUCAGCUUCUUUUUACUUCUCAGAACCAUCUCUAAGAGAGAUUAUUACAGUUGUUGUGAAUUUUAUUUUAAAAUAUUAAGUUACUAUUUGCAAGUCUUUUGUAAUGUACUUAAAUGAUUUAUUUGGGAACACAAUACCAUCUUCCUAUAAUCUCUUCUUGCUGAUGGACAUGAAAACUCAAAUCUGUAGUUUAAAUGAAGAUGUUGCAGAACACAAGCCAAUUAGGAGGUAAGGCUUUAGUAGCAGGAACUUUAGUUCAGCUCCCUUUGCAGCACUGUAACACUUAAAAUGUUCUUAAAGAUCUACUUUCUGAUGCCUUAACUUAUUUGCAUCUGCUAAAAUUUUGUAGCUGGUGCCUGUGUGCAAAAAUUUACUGUCAUUAAACAAUUUUAAGUGGCAUGAGUUAGUAUAAAUUCAAUGAAAAUGCUGAAUGUGAUUAUCUCUUAAUAGACUUCAAACUUCUCUGAGUUUUUCAAUGGAUACUUAAUUUCACAUAACUUGUAACAACGUUUUCCUUAGUUCUCAUGCAUUGAAGAAGUGUACAAAAAUCCUUGGAAAAUGUGAAUAAAUGAAUGAGAGAAA
Molecule: messenger RNA, 5141 nt
Organism: Meleagris gallopavo (turkey)
Lineage: Eukaryota; Metazoa; Chordata; Aves; Galliformes; Phasianidae
Source: RefSeq, a predicted model, not a curated record